This is a messenger RNA of Quercus lobata, 1644 nucleotides long. Its product is annotated as cation/H(+) antiporter 15-like. The transcript has 3 exons. The annotation marks the transcript as partial. The record is from RefSeq and is a predicted model, not a curated record. Gene Ontology annotation, cellular component: endomembrane system; membrane. Gene Ontology annotation, biological process: regulation of pH; proton transmembrane transport. Lineage: Eukaryota; Viridiplantae; Streptophyta; Magnoliopsida; Fagales; Fagaceae. Gene Ontology annotation, molecular function: antiporter activity.
GUACUUAUCUCCAUCUAUGGAAUACGCCCGGCAUUAGUUUCAAUCAUCAAGAAAACACCAGAAGGGAAAUUGAUAGAUGAAACCUAUGUUGUACUAAUACUACUUGGAGCUUUAUUCAUGGGAUUUACCACUGACUUCUUGGGCAGUUCCAUUCUCUACGGGCCUAUCAUUCUAGGCUUUAUCGUACCGGAUGGACCACCUCUUGGUUCAAUUUUAGUAGAGAAGGGAGAGUGUUUUGUCUCAGAGUUUCUUCUGCCAUUGCUCUUUGUCCGCGUUGGCUAUGAAUUAGAUGUGCGUGCCAUGGGUGACUUGAGGACCGCUUUCACAUUUAUGGCCAUCCUAUUUGCUGGUUACUUUGCCAAGUUUUUGGGAGUUUUUCUGGCUUCACUAUCAUUCAAGUUGAGGCCCAGAACUGCUUUCUUGCUUGGCCUCAUUAUGAAUAACAAGGGCAUCAUUGAGAUUGUCAUUUAUUUUCGAUGGAAGAGGAUUAAGUAUAUAGAUGAGCAAACUUUUGCUGUAUUGAUGUUCUCCUCGCUGGCUAUGACUGCAAUUAUAGCUCCAUUCACAGGCAUGCUAUACAAGCCAAGGGUAAGACUGGCUUCAUCUCACAAGCAAACACGGUUGAAGACAAUCCAAACCACACCUGGCGCAUCUGAAUUUCGUGUGAUUACGUGUCUCCACAAUGAAGAAAAUGUAAACAGCAUCAUUAGCCUCCUCGAAGCAUCUAACCCAACUGAAAUAAGCCCCAUUUGUGCCUAUGUAAUCCACCUAGUGGACCUCAAGGGCAGUUCUGUUCCAGCACUCAUCCCUUUCAAUGCUAAGCAAAAAAGGAUUUUUAAGCUCAGCAACUCUCCUAGCUCUAAUCACAUUUUGCGUGCCUUUGAAAACUAUUCCAGGAAUUCCAAUGGUCCAGUCAUUGUCCAAGCUUUCACUAUGAUCGCACCCUACAUAGGCAUGCAUGAAAAUAUUUGUAGGUUAGCUCUAGAAAAACUAACCCCUCUCAUCAUCAUUCCUUACCAUGAAAACCAAAAACAUAUCGAAGGAAGCCUUGUUGCCACAUCCAUUCGAGGUUUCAAUGCUAAGUUACAAAGAUAUGCACCAUGUACCGUGGGAAUGCUUGUUGAUAGGGGCACACGUCGCAUGAACUCCAGUCAUUUUUCUUACAAUGUUGCGGUGAUUUUCAUCGGUGGAGAGGAUGACCGUGAAGCCCUUGCUCUUGCGGCACGCAUGUCUGGGCAUGCAGAAGUGAGUCUCUGUGUUUUGCGUAUUACCUUGCAUUGCAAGAAAGGGGAGGGGGAGGAGGAGGAGGAGGAGGAGGAGGAGCUGAUGGACGAGGCUUUGUACGAUGAGUUCAAAAUCAAGAACAUGGGUAAUGCAUGUGUGGUGUGUAGGGAGGUUGUGGCGGAUUGCAGUGCACAAGUUAUGGAUGCAAUUCAAUCAUUGGAGAGCAAUUACGACCUUGUGAUGGUGGGGAGGAGCAGACACCAAGCUAUGGAGCUAAACGACAUUGAAAUGCCACAACUUAAUUCAAAGAAUAUUGAGCACUUGGGAAUGAUUGGUGAUGCACUUGUUUCCUCGGAGUUGUUUGAGGGUUGGCUGUCUUUGUUGGUGUUGCACCGUUGUGGACGACCAGUUCAUAAGUAG